Adineta steineri is the source of this 666-nucleotide messenger RNA. The record is from the annotation of a GenBank genome assembly. Lineage: Eukaryota; Metazoa; Rotifera; Eurotatoria; Adinetida; Adinetidae.
AUGGUUCUACAAUUACUUAGUUUAUCCGUUAAUAUUCUAUGUUUAAUACAGAAAGUACCACAAAUUUAUCGUAUUUAUAAAACAAAAAAUGUUGAAAGUGUAUCAUUAUCAUCUGUUUUACUUGAAGAAACAGCUUAUACAUUGGUUUUAACUUAUAACCUAUGGCGAAAUUAUCCAUUAUCAACAUUCUUUGAAUAUAUAUUUCUUUUUAUUCAAGAUUUACUUCUUUUAUGGGCAUUAUCAAAAUAUUCAACAAAAGAAACAAAAGAAAAAGGAAAAUUAAAUGAUCGAUCGACUCCAUUGUAUGGAAUAUUAGCAUUUUCCGUGUAUCUAUUCUUGGGUAUCGUAGGUCUUAUACCAUCGGCAUGGAUGCGUAUUUGUACAAUGCUUGUUAUUCCAAUCAGUGCUUCGUCAAAAAUAGUUCAACUUCGAACUAUUCUUUCUAAUAAAAGUGCUGGUCAAGUCAGUCGACCUGGAUGGAUGAUCGCUUGUUAUAACAAUUUUGCUCGUAUAAUUACAAAUCUUGUUGAAACUCGAGAUAUGAGUAUGGUUCUAAAUUUAUUCAUUAGUUUAAUACUUAAUAUAUCAAUUGUUAUUGCUUGUACGGUUUAUAAAUAUGGACCUGUACGAAAACCCAAGGAUAAAAAAAAGAAAAAGACAACAUAA